Messenger RNA from Prunus avium (sweet cherry), 1362 nucleotides. Lineage: Eukaryota; Viridiplantae; Streptophyta; Magnoliopsida; Rosales; Rosaceae. The record is from RefSeq and is a predicted model, not a curated record.
AACAAGAACCAUGUCGUGACAAUAUUGGAUGGCUGUGACUUCGAUACAGAAAUAGGAAUUGGAGAACUCCAUGAUCAAUGCCUCAUAAGUGUUGACGAAGGAAACAACCUAAUAAUGCAUGAUUUGAUUCGAGAUACCGGCAGAGAAAUCGUACGUGAAAACUCCCCUAACAUCACUGGAAAACGUAGUAGAUUGUGGGAUCCUGAAGAUAUAAAAGACGUAUUGAGGAGCAAAUCUGGAACAGAGAAAAUUGAAGGGCUCACUUUAGAUUUGCAAGAAUCUCAGCAGGAUAGCUUCGGUGCAGAAGCAUUAGAAGGGAUGCAGGGACUAAGAUUGCUCAAACUCAAAGGUGUAAAUUUCGAAGGACACUGCAAACAUCUUUCCAAAAAGUUAAGUUUGUUGUGUUGGCCUAAAUGUCCUCUAAAAUCCAUGCCACAAGAUUUCAAUCAAUCAAACAUGGUUGAUAUCGACCUGAGUCAUAGCCGCAUAGAAGUUUGGAAGGAUUCGGACGUGGCACUUGAGAAGUUGAAGUUUCUUAAUCUUGGUGGUUGCAAUCGCCUGAAAAGAUUUCCGGACUUUUCAAAACUCCCAAAUCUCGAGAAACUGGUACUCCAAGACUGUAAGAGUUUGUCAAAGAUUCAACAUUCCAUAGUACAACUGAAAAACCUUGAAUACUUAUACCUUGCGGACUGCAAAUUAGCUGAUAGAGCAAUUCCUGAAGAUCUUGGGGGUCUAUCUUCUUUGAGAGUUUUAGAUUUAAGAGGAAAUGCUUUUAAGGGGCUGCCAACCCUCAGCCACCUUUCCAAGCUUCAAACUUUACAAUUGUCUAAUUGCUCAAAGCUUCUGGCAAUCCCGGAUUUACCAACUAAUUUGGAAAUCCUGCAAGCAGAUGAGUGCAUUGCAUUGGAAAAAAUGCCAAAUUUUUCAGAAAUGUUGCGCAUGAGAGAAUUUCAUCUUAAUCACUCCCCCAAGCUUACUGAGAUUAUUGGCUUGGAGAAGUCAUUAUACUCCAUGACAAGAAUUCAUAUGGAAGGGUGCACCAAUCUCACUGCCGCUUUUAAGGAAGCAAUCAUACAGGGAUGGAGUGCAAAUGGAAAUGGUGGCCUUUUUCUUCCUGUAAAUGAUUCUCCUUCAUUGUCUAGGCGUGUCGACCCUAUGGGUGAAAUAACUUCUUGUCUCCCAAUCCCAAAGUUUGUGUUGUGAUUUAAAAGUAUUGACUGUUCGUAUUAUUUAUUCUUGAGACGACUUCAAAUCUGGUUAUUAUCUUUGCAUUUGUGUUUUCAAUUGUAAGUUGUAACCAGUGCAUGGAAUUUAUUAUCCGUGCAUUGAAAAUAGGCAUGGACACGAAUCGAUUUUAUUCGA